AUGGGCAUGUUUUUCGGCGACUUCAAAUGUAAGACAGAAGCCAACAAUAAAUUAGUACAACAUCUACAAAAUUCUACAAAGCACAAACUUUUGCCAUGGUGGAAGGAAUGGACAUAUUGUAACGGUUUCAUGAUAAUCAACGAAAAAAUCAUUUGGCAAUCAGUGUAUGAUGUAGGAUUGAAUAAAUCUGACACUAAAUUUUUAGAAUACUUGGCUUGCUCUGAAAAUACUGAUGUCAUCAAUAAUUAUUUAGACAAUCUAAUAUACUAUUACCAGUACAAUUAUAGGAAAAACUAUCAAUAUCUUUUUAACAGUUUGUUUUAUAUUAAUAUUAUUACGAAGCAUGCGAAGAAUCAAAUUACACUGCAGUACAUAUUAAACAAUUUUCAAAAAAUAAAACCAAGUAGUGAUAUGAUACCUGCAGUAUUUAUUAUUAUUAUUAACAACGUAUAUUUUGUAAAUCAAACUGAGCUAAUAAAGGAAUACGUCGAAACAUGGUACACGACAUUUGCAGGCACGUUUCAUAAAAUGAAUAACACAGAAGAUUUACUGAAAAGACAUCAAUUAAAGGAUUCCAUAAUAGAGAAUUUGGACAAAAUUAAGAGCAAAGUAUUAAUUCGCAAGAAACAAAUCAAAAGAGAGACACAGACACAUUGGUGGAUGUAAAAAAAUUGCAGCUUUGCAUACGGACAUACCAUUAUAUGAACACUUUUUUAUAUUGUAUGCAUUAUUUUUUUACUGCUUUAAUUAUUGUUUAUUUAGAUGUAUUACUAUUAAAUGCUUCUGUAUUUACAAACUUUAUGACUGCAUGCAUCAAUAAUACUAUACAGCUAUAUAAUAUUAUAAUAAAUUUUACUGUUGAA
Messenger RNA from Nylanderia fulva, 863 nucleotides. NCBI's taxonomy places the organism in Eukaryota, Metazoa, Arthropoda, Insecta, Hymenoptera, Formicidae. The record is from RefSeq and is a predicted model, not a curated record.